CAGCAGAGCUGUGUGGCCCCAUUCCAGCUUUUUCCUGCUCUGCCUUGCACCCUGCCCCAGCAGGCUGCCCUGUUUACUCUCUGCUCAAUGGAUGUCACUUCCUUCAUUGAAAUGCUGGUGCGUGGCCAGGUCCCUUCCCCUGGGCUGUGCCACGCUCGGGAUCUGCUGAGCCCACACUCACAGGAGGCUUUGGGAGCAUCUCCAGGGUGCAGGGCACAGGUGCAGCUGUGCUGAGGAGGGGCUGAAGAUGGAUUGUUGCUGCUGGGCACGGGCUGUGCCUCCAAUUCCAGCCAGGGACUGCGUGGGGAAGGUGUAGCAGCGUCUGGAAUGGGGUGCCAGUGCCAGCCUGCUCUGGGCAGCCUCUGGACAUGAGGGUGUGGGUGCUGUUCAAGGGCACCCCCUGAUGUGCACUCCUGGAUGCACAGGAUCCCAGCCAAAGGGACAGAAAUCCUGGACUCCCUGUUCUGUGUGCACUGACCUGAGCUCUCUGCCUUUGUACCUGACCAAGGUCUCACCUGAAGAGUUCUAAACUGACAUCAGAGUUGCUGAUCAGACUGGUACUAUGUGGGCAAGCUGCUGUAACUGGUUCUGUGUGGAUGGCUCCCCUGAGGAGAUGCAGCCGGCGCCGGCAGCCCGGGCCCAGGCCUACUCCAACCCUGGCUACAGCUCCUUCCCCUCUCCCACGGCCUCUGAGCAGAGCUGCAAAGCCUGUGGGCUGCACUUUGACAGCUCCUCCAGCAAGCACAUCUGCUUGGACUGUAAGAAGAAUUUUUGCACGUCCUGCUCAAACCAGGCCGAGGGUGGGCCCCUGCUCUGCCACCUGUGCCAGCGCUUCCGAGCCACGGCUUUUCAGCGGGAGGAGCUGAUCAAGAUGAAGGUGAAGGAUCUGAGAGAUUAUUUGGCCCUCCAUGAGAUUUCCACAGAGUUCUGUCGUGAAAAGGAGGACCUGGUAUUCCUGAUCCUUGGCCAGCAGCCUGCAAUUACCCAGGAAGAUCAGAUAAGAACAAACACAUUUAAUACCAGUGCCCGUGAACAGCAAGACUUUGUGAGUCACCCCCCAGCCAGCCUGGCCUCUCCUACCUCACACGAUGAGUCCCCAGUGUCUGCAGAUCCCAUCUCAAGUUCAGAAGCUCAGGAACACCAACAGGCCAAUGGUCACGUGCCUCCAAGCCCAGCUGAGAAUGCAGCAGAAGAAGCAGCAGCAGAGGAUGAGAUAGAGUCCAGUGACUCCGAGGAUAACCUGGUGCUGGGCAGGAAGGCCUCCCUGUCUGACCUGAGCAGCGUCGGGGACAUCAACGCGCUCUCGGUGCGGCAGCUGAAGGAAAUCCUCGCCCGCAACUUCGUCAACUACAAAGGCUGCUGUGAGAAAUGGGAGCUGCUGGAGAGGGUCACUCGCCUCUACAGAGAGAAGGACCUUCAGCAUCUAGUUUUGGACACCGACGAUCAACCUGGUGGUGCUGGGCCCCCCAGCACCGAGGACAACCUGUGCAGGAUCUGCAUGGACGCUGCCAUCGACUGCGUGCUGCUGGAGUGCGGGCACAUGGUGACGUGCACCAAGUGCGGGAAGCGCAUGAGCGAGUGCCCCAUCUGCCGGCAGUACGUGAUCCGCGCCGUGCACGUCUUCAGGACUUAGCGCGGCUCUGGGCUCGGCGCUGCCGUGCCUUAAAGCCUCCGUGCUCUUAGGGAAAGGGCCAACAUCCCUGCCAACAGCUACCCUGGAGAUCAGCGCGACCCUGCUGCCAGAGAGCCAAGGAGGAAGCCUGGGGAAAGUGCUCUGCUCAAGCCGUGCCCGGCUCUGCUCAUCCCACCAUCGUGCUUUACACCACAGUGCCUGGACUCCUCGGAGCUCAUUGCCAGCAAUCAUUAACCACCUCCAUCCUAGGAUAAUUUGAGGACAGAUGGAUGCCCAGCUUUCCACCAGGAAGAUCAGCUCCAGAGGCUUUGUAGUUUCCUCUGAAUAAUAAAAGUGAACUGGGGUCUGAAAAAGUGUCCUUUGUUUUGUUGCUCAGGCUCUGCCCAGCAACAACUUGAUUUGCGAAGGUUGAAAUGUCACUGUGCUUGUUAAUUUUAUUUUUAAUUUAAUGUUAAAUUGUUAUGCUUGCAGGACAGGCAGACCAUCCCUGCUUUCCCUAAUUCCUAGUGCAAUUGUGGAAAAUGUGUAAUUUUUUAUCAAGGUUGUCUUUGUAUUAUUGAAAACUGCUGGGGAGGGAGGCUGGGAAGGCUCAGCCUUGCCCUGUGUCCUGGGUUUUUGUUUCUGUGCCAGAGGGAGGUUUCUGGUUUGAUUUUGUGACUUUGAUUUCACAGCACGUGCCAGAGGUGGGGCUCAAAGUGAACUGUCCCCACCUGCUGAGGGAGCUACAAAUCCAAGGCUUGAGCCUUCCCCAGGGUUUGGUGAGGAAAGCACAGAGCUGCAGAGCAGUGAGGACUCCACUGCUACACAAUCAUAUUUAAGUACAGGUGACUUUUUCUUUUUUUAGAAGGGAAUCAUGGAAGAAAGCCUUUGUCCCCCUUGGCUCCAUGAGCAAUCUCCACUGCAGAUCAGCUUCCCCAUCCUCCCCAGGGCUCAGUUUUACAGGUCUGUUACCUUCCACUGCUUACCAAAGCAGUUUUGUCCUUUCUGCUGGGGAGGAUGGGGAGAGGCUGUGGCCUGAUCCCUGACAGCUCCUGGGCAGUGUGUUCAGCUGGAAGAGGAGUCUGGCAGUUCCUUCUGGAGGUGAUUUUAACUGGUGUCAUUUCCCCUCAGUGGCCUGCAGGCAGCCAGGGCUCCAGUGCUGCCCUCGGUGUCCCUCAGCAUGGAUGGCACUGUGCCCAGGCUGCUCUGUGUGCCCAGCCUGGCUGCCAGCAGAGAGCAGCAGAGCCAGGGGGGCUCCUGGGGCACUG
Zonotrichia albicollis (white-throated sparrow) is the source of this 2880-nucleotide messenger RNA. RefSeq names its product ring finger and FYVE like domain containing E3 ubiquitin protein ligase (gene RFFL). Gene Ontology annotation, molecular function: ubiquitin protein ligase activity. Lineage: Eukaryota; Metazoa; Chordata; Aves; Passeriformes; Passerellidae. The record is from RefSeq and is a predicted model, not a curated record. Gene Ontology annotation, biological process: protein K48-linked ubiquitination; proteasome-mediated ubiquitin-dependent protein catabolic process; negative regulation of extrinsic apoptotic signaling pathway via death domain receptors. Gene Ontology annotation, cellular component: plasma membrane; cytoplasm.